AUGGAAGACGAGCCCGCGCCCUACAGCCCACAACUUCGGGCGGUUCUUCAGGACCUUGAUCGAGAGGUUCGACAGUUCGACCUCCGCUUACUGGAAGCGGGCCUAACAGACGACGUCAGAGGUCUGUGCGAUAGGCUGUACGAUCUGGAAGCCGAAAGUGCAGCCCAGAGAGCGGAAAUAUCCCGCUUGCACGGUCGAGUUCCCCGCUUGGAGGACCAGGUUCAUCAGGGCCGCGGCUGGCUCCUCCACUUGCCUGAUAGGACCACGGCUUUGGAGGAAGCCACUCAAAAGCUGGCCAUCAAGGUCAGGUCACUGGUGACUCUGCUUCGGGAGACACUUUCGGAGACAGUGGCGACUCUGAGGAUUCUAAUUCUGCGCUCCCUGCCUCAGCGCCCUUGGAUGUUGCUGAAUCAGAUGCAGAAGCUGCGUUCGUUCCUCCAGCGGAGCUCUAUCCUGGCAGCUUAUAUCGCAAGGAGAUCAGGAGGCCGCAACACCAGCUUCCGCAGGGCUUGCUUCGAGCACUUCAACUUUUCGGAUUAUGCCGCUGGGAUCCACUCCCCCUCGACCCAGCUUGAGCUCUAUGUCGAGGGCACCCACUUGGCGCGCCCCGAGGGUGUGCUUGAGGUACAAUUCUCCUUUUCAGGUGGGCUACAGCGGGCGACAACCCACAGAUUGCAUUCUCCUGCUUUGCGGGCAGCGGCUGACGGCGUGCUCACCAGCAAGGAUAACCACAAGGCAUGCGACGAGCGAAACAAGGUUCUUUUUGACCAGCUUUGCAGAUCGCAUGGUGCCUACAGUGAGGUGCUUCAACAGCUUGCAAGCAGUCGAGAGGGUACCGUGAUCCAGUCCCGCCUGCUUAGCAAGGUCAGCGACACCACGGCCGCCCGCUACCUUCGCUCAGUGCAGUUGUUCUUUUGUGCCUUUGAGGAGCUUGGUGGCAACAUGGACGCGAUCGACCAAAGCCUCUUUCUUGACGCCUUUUUCGCUUUGUCUCGAGGCUCUGAGUCUGGCCCACUUUCCAACAGCAUCAACGUGCUGAAGGCGCUGCGUUGGUAUAAGAAGCUGUUGGCUAUCUCUUGCUUGCCAGACCUGUACGGCACCGCUUUCAGUCUGCUUUCCAGCCCGGCCGGUCAGGAGAAACGCGAGAGUAUACCUCUCCCCUUGUCCUUUUGUAGCUUUCCUGGAGCGCACUCUCCUUUCGGGCAAGGCAAACCUGGCAGACAGGAUCUGGGCGGGCUCCUUCUUGGUCGCUAUCGGUGCCAGCCUCCGCUUUGCUGA
This is a messenger RNA of Symbiodinium sp. CCMP2592, 1278 nucleotides long. NCBI's taxonomy places the organism in Eukaryota, Dinophyceae, Suessiales, Symbiodiniaceae. The record is from the annotation of a GenBank genome assembly.